AUGAAUAUGCCGCCAUACCCUUUCCCCAAAAUAACCCAACACCCACAGCCAAAACCCAACAGCCAGAAGAAAGAAAGAAAGGGAGAAGAGAGAACGAGAGCGGGGAGAGCAGAGGGGAGGAAGGAAGAAGAAGGAGGCGUCGCGGUGGGUAUCACCGCCACCGUCACCAUCAUUGUUGGCAGAGGAGAGAGGAGACCCGAGAGAGGAGAUCGCACAGUUGCCGCCGCCAUUCAGCUCGCCGCCGUCCCGCGCCGUCAUGCCACCGACCGAGGAGGCCAAGGAAGAGAGAACGAGAACGGGGAGAGCAGAGGGGAGGAAGGAAGAAGAAGGAGGCAUCGCGGUGGGUAUCACCGCCACCGUCACCUUCGUUGUUGGCAGAGGAGAGAGGAGACCCGAGAGAGGAGAUCACACAGUUGCCGCCGCCGUUCUGCGCCGUCGUGCCACCGACCGAGGAGGCCAAGGGUCACUACCUUCGAAGCUUCUGUCGUGACUGUGAUCGCUGCCGCCUCUGGGUCCGUUACUGUCAAGCAGAGUCGCCGCUUCUGGGUCCGUCACCGCCACUGUUUUCUCCGCCAUCGCCGUCCGUGGAGCUCGUCGCCGCCGGAGUCACAAGCUGAGGUGGGGGAGGAGGCCAUCUUCCUUAUGUUGAUGCAAUCACCCUGCUGCUAUUGCUAUGCUUCAGUUGUUUCUGCAUUUGAUUCCAUCAAAUUCGAUGUUGCUGUGAGUGUAAUCGGAGUUGGUGAUGUUGCCAUCGUCCCGGUUGUGUUGGAAUCGCCACUGCUAUUGUGA
Molecule: messenger RNA, 789 nt
Organism: Arachis ipaensis
Lineage: Eukaryota; Viridiplantae; Streptophyta; Magnoliopsida; Fabales; Fabaceae
Source: RefSeq, a predicted model, not a curated record